GGACAGAAUCAGUGCUGACCAGAAACUAUAAGCUGCUGCACAAAUAAAUGAUUAACACAUAUGCAGUAAAUGGAAGAAAAUUGCCAGAGAGCUCUUCUAGUGAGCUAUGGAUGAAAGUGAAGACGUGCCAAAAGAUUUUAUCAAGCUCAAGUCUGGAAAGCUGUCUGUAGAUGAAGUGUCAGAGCUGGUCAUUUCGCCAUACUGUGGGGCAGUGUCUCUGUUCGUUGGUACUACAAGAAAUAAUUUUGAAGGGAAAAAGGUGAUUCAUUUAGAGUAUGAAGCAUAUACUUCAAUGGCAGAGACUGAAAUAAAGAAAAUCUGCACAGAUGUUAGAAAGAAAUGGCCAUCAGUCAAACACAUUGCAGUACACCAUAGACUUGGCUUGGUUCCAAUAACUGAAGCAAGUGUAAUUAUUGCGGUCUCCUCUCCACACAGAGCAGAAUCCCUUGAAGCUGUGAGGUACUGCAUCAACACCUUAAAAGCAUCCGUCCCAAUAUGGAAAAAGGAGAUUUAUGAGGACGAAUAUUCUUGGAAAGAAAACAAGGAAUGCUUUUGGGUAAAUUCAAAAAAAUAACUGUACUCUUUUAAAAAUAAAAUCUUACUGUUCCUAAGACUUCCUAAAAUGCUGGUUUAACUUUGAAUCUAUAUAUGUUACAGAGAAUCUGUAUGUUUUUAGACAAGUUGUAAUAGAUAUUUCAGUCUGAAUAAUUUAAUUAGGACUGAAUUAAAUGAAUGACUGAUAGGGUUCUUAAGUGGUCUUGAUUUUCCUUUAAAAUCAUCUCUUUAUACUUUUUCAUCUAGAGUCAUUUUUUAAAACAAUCGUCUCUAAAAUUCCUGAUUGCAAGAGUUUGAUUCCUCUGUGUUAUAUAUACUGCUUUAAUGCCUUUAUGUUGAUAAUCUGUGUUCAUUGUCUGUAUGGGAUGGGAGGUCAUAACAGGACAAUUAUGCUUUUUUUUUUAACCUUAAAAAUAUUCCUGAGUUUAAUUUUGUAUGAAUGCAGAAUCAUUUUGCAAGCUUAACGCUAUUUUGACAUUGUUGUAACAUGAAAGCUACUUGAAGUAGAUUAAACAUUUUGAUACCGACAGAGGAGAAAAUAUAAACUAUACCCCAGAGUUAUUAAUUUUUCAGUAGUGAUUACUUUCUGGUAGCUGUGUCUCACAGAAAUAUUUUUACUGUGCAGCUGAUAUUACAAGUCCAUUACAUUAAAAAAAUAUGGACAAACCUUGUCUCAAAGUUAGAUCUAAUACUCCACCAGCAACAAACUUGUGUUAGCAUUAGCACGCAAACCCUUAACUACAUCAUAGUGAUGUCUAGAUAGGAUUAAUUUUCAAGGAGCUUUUGUAACUAUGUAAUUCUAUGGUGUGGCAGAAGAAAGCCAGCUUCUUUUACAAAGAGGCAACUCUAAGAAUAAAUGGCUUUAGUAGUUUGACUUUAGAUGGGUUAGCAUUUAAAGUCAUCAGAAUGUAUUGGUUCUUCAAAGGACAAUGAAAUCUAGUAUACUUCUUACAGUUUAUAUUCACAUUUUAAACUUCUAGUACAGUUUUGUUACUAUUAUGAAACCUACCUAAAGAGGAAGUAAGCAUGGACUUCCAUUGAAAAUCAGCUGCUUACCAAAGAAAGAUCAUUUCUUCAUAGUAUUAUUCUGUGCCAUGAUAGUGUUUGGAUGCUCAAAGCCCCAUUGUGUACAGCAUUUUUAUUAAUGUUGAGAGGCAGUUUUUACCUAAUAAUUAUUACCAAUGUAGACAAGAUAGAUAUAAAGGAUGGCAAAUGAAAGAGGUAAGGAGAAAUAAAAUGAUUUGCUCAAGCUCAUAUAUUAUUACAUCAUACAACACUUGGGCUUUAGCUGUAUAAUCUAUUUAAUUGUGUCUGUAGUGAAAAUCUACAAACAGCUGUUUGCUGCACAAAAUAAAACUUGAAAAAUAGGCAAUGAUAUCUACUCUCCCCAGUGUUAUCUGUGAGUUCUAAUAUGUAGUGAUGUCUGUUUUAUCUGGAUUAAUUAAAUCCUAGUGAAAUACAAAACUUUAGGCAGGAGUAUGGUUAAACUGUGCUUCUUACCUUGUGUACUGUCCCUCAAUGGAAGUGAGAGAUAGCUCCUCUGCAGGACAGCUGUUCCUUGCGUGCACACACAUACGUAGCCUCCAAACCAUGUGGGCCUUAUUAUCUAGGCAGAGCUGAGCAAGUUCAAGGUUGAAUUUUCAUUUGCUUUGGAUGUUGGAGAGAAGCCCUCCGCUAUUUGUAUGUCAUUUUUUCUGGGAAUUGUACAGAAUCCUGAUUACAGAUCACUUCCUCAACCUACUAAUUCUUUUUGUUAAAGUAACUAAUACAGACUGUUUCCUGUUUUUGGCAUUCAUUUUUCUACAUUAACUUGUUUACUGUUACCAUGCAGCUAAUGAGUGUGCUAAUUCCAAACAAAUAUAUGUCUAAUUUGCCUUGUCGUGGAUGCUUUGUAAAUGAAGUAAAACCUAUGCAGUGCUUGUAAGCUAGUGCUGUGCUUUAAUACAGAAAAACAGUGGUAUUUAGAACAGCUAAAUCAUGCGUGGGACUUCAGAUUCAGAGGCAAUUCCUGUCUUUCACUAAUGCUUGUCUAGUGCUGCAGUCUUGUAGAAGAUUUAUCCAGGGUGACCUUAAAUGCACCUUCCCCAUCAGCAAUGCAGCUGGGAAGGAGGGUGCAGAAAAAAAAGAGAAGGAAUAAUAGUGUACUUCCCCACUGUGACCAGGAACAAUGAAUGGAAGAGAUGUUGUACUGAGUCACAACUGAGUGUUACAAUAUGUGUACACUGCCAUGGUCAAAACAAUGAAAUGUCAUUUUGUGUCCCUAGCUGUGCAUGAGGCAAGUACUGCUUUGUUCUGGAACAAUGAUGUAUCAGGAUUGUGUAACUUUGGGUUCUUCAGCUGGCAUCUGAAAGAGAAAUGGAAGAGCCCCCUCGGAGGGAUGAUGAGCAUAAUUAGAGGUAAAAUGUGUAUCUCAGAAAUUUAAGUACAGACUCUGAGCUAGUUGUUGAGCCUUCUGUAGGGCUCUGUGCUCUGCUGGGCAAAUGUUAUCUUAAGAAAAGGCAAAUUAUUCUGUCCUAAGAUAGCUGCCUAAGGCUAUGCCUGGAGUGACCCAAAAGUGCUUCCAAAUUUCCAGGCUGGGGGAUGAACCCCAGCUGCUUCUCACUGUGUGUCAGGGAAGGAUGUGGUUGAACAUGUCCUGGUUUUCACACACACACACAAAACUAGGCUGCUGGUCAAAAAGUAUCUUGUGUUCUGACAAGGUCUGUAAGCUGCCUGAUGGGCAGCUGAGGAGCAAUAUAAAGUGCAGCCCUAGAUUUCUGGGAUAUGUCUAGCAGUUUCUUUCUUUUGGCUAUAGAGGAGCAUAAUCCCACCCAUAUAAGGCUCUUCCAGCUGUGUGACAGCAAGCUGCAGAGCCAGCAGCUCCAAGUGGAAGUAGGAGUCACUGGGAACAGCCACUGAAGACAGAGCGUAGAUGUGUGAUUUGUGUAGAGAUAGGCAAGCCAAAGUGUAUGGCAGGGAUGGAAGUGGAUGUCUGCAAUGCUAGAAUUUGUCCUUUUGAGCAAAUGACUUGAUGUUGACAGGCAGUAUUUGGAUACAGACUGUCGCUUUGGCUGGCAGAAUGUCCACAUAUUAACAUUGCCUAAGUCUGAAUUUCCUGCUUCAUAAUAUUUCGUUUUGUUCUUAAAAGGGGUUCAGACUGACACAUAGUAUGAAAGCAUUAAGUGAUGGAAGAGUAUGGAUUAACUGAUGGAAGCCCCGAAAUACAUUUCGGGGGGGGAGGGGGGGGGGGCUGUGUUAUAAGGAGCCUACCCAGGAGAUGGCAGUAGAGAGACAACUGUGCCGGGCAGGGAGCUCCUGCUGCACAGGUCUCCUGAGUGGUCCAGCCUGUUUGCCUGGAUUUGGGGUAUGCUGGGAGAUGCAGGCACUCACUUCUACUGUAACUCACGGAACUGUCACUGUUGCUCUCAGUAAUGAAGCCGUUAAAUUACUCAAUUCUAAAUUAGUCUACUCCUGGAUUUUCUUUCAGCUCAUUUUUCCUAUAGCUGUUCAGGGAAUUUGUAGCUUCACAGAAACAUUUGUUUAAUGUACUCGUCUGUCCUGUCAAAAACAUAAGGAAGAAGAACUAGUAAAACUAACUAUAAACAAAGUGUAAUGAAAACAGAUGCUAAACCUUCAAAAAAAAAAAUAAAAAAAGAAAACUCAAUUUUAAGCUGUUCCAGUAAGUAAGUGUUGUCCUGUGGAGUUACUUGAAGAAUGUGAGCAAGCUUUUGUUACUCUGUCAUAUCCAAAGCUGGGGUGUAAUGCAGACAAGUCCUUAUAUAAGGCAACUGGUUCUCAAUUCUGCAAAAGGCUUAAUCUUGCUGAAAGAUAGAAUUUUGUGCCUUAAGAGCAGGGUCAUCUGUAUUAUGGAAACAUUAAAGUUUCAAGUUGGAAAGUUUAUCUACCACUAAUAAAGUAUGGAGGAGUUAAGAGGGAAAAAAGUAAUCUCCACAAAAGUGUCUAGUUUUCAGGUGGUACUGUCAUGACUGUCUGUUGUCUUCCCAGUCAUAGCCAAAUUCCUCCCUCCCCUCCUUUCCCACCCAUCUCCCUUGGCACUGCUGCAUUCUGCUUUUUCAUCAUGUGGUAGGAAAUAGCCAGAGUUGUUGCCAGGAGAUGCUACUAUUGAGCAAUUCUGUAUAUAACAAACUAUUUGAGCAGAGGGCAUGGGGCUGGCAGAAUAGAUGCAAGGGAAGUGAGAUAACCACAUGCGAUUAUAUAAAGGCCUGGGCCUAGUGUGGUUUUAUCAUCGAUGUGUUUGAACUCAGAGCUAUCCACAUACAGGUAUUCUGCACUAAUGUGAACUGACUUACUUAUAUUACAAUAUAACUUAUUAUUGGUGUUACACUCAUGACGCUAACCUACAAAAAUUUAAAUGCAGCUUCUUUCUAAACCUAGCAGAGUCGUCAUCUUAAAGUAUUCAGUGUGUGCUAGUGGAACAAAAGCAUAUUUGGCGCCAUUUUAUGUUGUGCUUUUUCAGUACCAUUUCUUUCCAUCGAAGAGCUGUUCAAAAAUAAAUGACUCUAUGUUCAGCAGUA
This is a messenger RNA of Rhea pennata, 5069 nucleotides long. Its product is annotated as molybdopterin synthase catalytic subunit. NCBI's taxonomy places the organism in Eukaryota, Metazoa, Chordata, Aves, Rheiformes, Rheidae. The record is from RefSeq and is a predicted model, not a curated record. Gene Ontology annotation, cellular component: cytosol. The transcript has 5 exons. Gene Ontology annotation, molecular function: molybdopterin synthase activity. The coding region runs from base 107 to 574 and encodes 155 amino acids. Gene Ontology annotation, biological process: Mo-molybdopterin cofactor biosynthetic process.